AUGGCUCUGCGUCAAGUCUUUAUCGUUUCUGCCAAGAGAACUCCUUUCGGUGCCUUUGGUGGUAAAUUCAAGAACCUCACUGCUGCCGAGUUGGGUGGUCUGGCUUCCAAGGCUGCUAUUGCUGAUCUCCCUGCCAAUGUCCCCAUUGAUUCCGUGAUUUUUGGUAAUGUCCUUCAAACAGAUGUCGCUGGUGCCUAUGUGGCACGUCAUAUUGGUCACCGUGCUGGCCUUCCUGUCACUGUCCCUGCUUUAACCGUCAAUCGUCUUUGUGGUUCCGGUCUUCAAAGUGUGGUUAAUGCAGCUCAAGAAAUCGUUUUGGGUGAAAGCGAGAUUGUAUUGGCUGGUGGUGCUGAAAAUAUGUCAUUAGCUCCCUUCACCUUGUCAGGCUCUUCUCGUUGGGGUCUCAAGCUUGGCCAAGAUCCCAAGUUGCAAGAUACUCUCUGGACAGCUUUGACUGAUCAAUACCCUACUCCCACGCCCAUGGGUAUCACUGCUGAAAAUUUAGCCGAAAAGUACAACAUUACCAAGCAAGCAUGUGAUGAAUAUGCCUUGUCAAGUCAAAAUCGUUAUGAAAAAGCUGCCAAGGCUGGUAUUUACAAGGAUGAAAUUGCACCUGUUGAGAUCAAGGGUCGCAAGGGCCCAGAGCUCGUCAGCGAAGAUGAGCAUCCUCGUGCCGGCUUACAAAUCGAGAAUUUGACAAAGUUGAAGCCUGUCUUUAAGAAGGAUGGUGUUGUUUCUGCUGCUAAUGCUUCAGGUAUCAAUGAUGGUGCUGCCGCUUUGAUUGUUGCUAGUGAGGAUGCUGUCAAAAAGUAUGGUUUGACUCCCUUGGCUCGUGUUGUGAGCUGGCAAGCAUCUGCUGUCGAACCUACUUUGAUGGGUUUGGGCCCUGUACCCUCUAUUCAAGGCGCUUUGAAGAGAGCCAAUUUGGAAUUGAAGCAAAUGGGUUUGAUUGAAGUGAAUGAAGCGUUUGCUGCUCAAUAUUUGGCUUGUGAAAAGGAACUUGGAUUAGAAAGAGAGAUUACCAACGUCAAUGGUGGUGCUAUUGCUAUUGGUCAUCCAUUGGGUGCUUCUGGUGCUCGUAUCUUGACUCAUCUGUCUCAUGCUCUUCAACGUACCAAGGAAAAGUAUGCUGUUGGUUCGGCCUGUAUUGGUGGCGGACAAGGUGUUGCUGUUAUUUUGGAGAGAGUUUAA
This is a messenger RNA of Mucor velutinosus, 1191 nucleotides long. RefSeq lists its product as uncharacterized. Gene Ontology annotation, molecular function: acyltransferase activity, transferring groups other than amino-acyl groups. Gene Ontology annotation, cellular component: mitochondrion. The coding region runs from base 1 to 1191 and encodes 396 amino acids. The record is from RefSeq and is a predicted model, not a curated record. NCBI's taxonomy places the organism in Eukaryota, Fungi, Mucoromycota, Mucoromycetes, Mucorales, Mucoraceae. The transcript is spliced from 4 exons.